GAGACCCAGAGAAAACACGCCAACACCAUGGCCAUGGGCACAUCCUCUUCGAUUCUCGGCGGCGCUCUCCUCCUUGUCCUCGUCCUCUCCCUGGCCAUUGAUGUUCACGGUGGAUCAAGCUCCAGCGCCGCGCCACGUUCCCCGCUGGAUGACCUCUGCAACAGCCUCGGCAGCCACUACGUCACGUCGGACAUGUGUGUGUCCGCGCUCUGCAUCGACAACUCCUGCCGCUCUGCACGCAGCUUGCCGGAGCUCGUGGUGCUCGCCACCAGGCUGACAGUGACCAAUGGCACGGUAGCCAAGGCCAGCAUCGAGUCUGCGCUCGCCCAUGCCAAGGACGCCAAGUUCAAGAAGGUCAUGCGGUCGUGCCUGCAGCUCUACGUCGGCGCCGUCCCGCGGCUGCAGUGGGCGGCACGGUCGGUCGCUGGGGGGCGCUAUAGCGGCGUUUCGGAGGUGCUAGAGGCGGCCUGUUGGCACGUCUCGGCAGAGUGCAUCAAUUUGGCCGGCGAGGUGGCGCUUCCCAAGGAGAACGGUGAGUUCUUCAGGAUGGCCUACAUCGUGCAGGCCGUCGUCGACUGGGUGAAGCUUAGUAUCGGUCACUGAAUUCAUUCAUGAACCCGCUCCCCCUCCGUAAUAAUUAUAUGGGCUGACUGAGUUUACAGUUUGGGUCAGUCACUUUUUUC
Molecule: messenger RNA, 683 nt
Organism: Triticum aestivum (bread wheat)
Lineage: Eukaryota; Viridiplantae; Streptophyta; Magnoliopsida; Poales; Poaceae
Exons: 1
Coding region: 28-603 (191 amino acids)
Molecular function (GO): enzyme inhibitor activity
Source: RefSeq, a predicted model, not a curated record